Mycena indigotica is the source of this 459-nucleotide messenger RNA. RefSeq lists its product as uncharacterized. The record is from RefSeq and is a predicted model, not a curated record. The coding region runs from base 1 to 459 and encodes 152 amino acids. The transcript has a single exon. NCBI's taxonomy places the organism in Eukaryota, Fungi, Basidiomycota, Agaricomycetes, Agaricales, Mycenaceae.
AUGAUUUUGGACAUACUUAUGCUAUCCAACUUCAAAUUCCGAAUGAUGGUUUUCUCCAGGCGGUUUCAGAUGUGGCGGACCCAAGGCUGCAAGUUGGGCAAACUAUUAUAUAUUGUUCACAACGCAGAGUUUAAUGUCGAGACAUCUGGCGUCUUUUGGUACGAGGUCAGCCUACCAGCGAUAUCCGACGCUCCUACCCUCGAAAUCGGUUGGGAGAUUCCUCCCAGUGUCGUUGCUCUAGAGCUUGAACAACAAGGAGCCUUCCAGCCGAGUGACUACCCCGCAGGCCCCUUGGUUUUUGAGAAUUUUGACCCAAUCAACAUCCGCAUGACCAACAACUUGAAUACUCCUCCGAUCUCGCGGAAAACAAGUGUCGAUUCCAACCCCAACGUGGAGGUCAAAGUUGAGGUAGAUGGGGCAGAGAAUGGUCGGGUGUCAAUUGUGUUUCCGACUGAUUAG